AUGGCCAGAUCCACCAGCAAAAAGAACAAGUGCUCCAGAGGACAUCAAAGCCCAAUCUCCAGAAAGAAAUUACAUUCCAGCACCGACUUUGGCCAUAGAAAUUAUUCACUCUACGUAAACAGGGUCCUAAAGGAAGUGAUUCCCCAGAGGGGCAUAUCAUCUCACACCUUGGACAUCAUGAACACCCUGAUCAACGACAUCUUUGAGCGCAUUUCUAUGGAAGCCUGCAGUGUGAUGUGUUUCCGAAAUCGCUGUACCCUCACCCUUGAAGAUAUCCAAAAGGCAGUGUACUUGCUGUUACCUGAGAAGCUAGCUAAGUAUGCGGUGACUUUUGGAAGUGAAGCUGUCCAAAGAUAUGUCCACUCCUAA
Lynx canadensis (Canada lynx) is the source of this 369-nucleotide messenger RNA. RefSeq names its product histone H2B subacrosomal variant-like. The transcript has a single exon. Lineage: Eukaryota; Metazoa; Chordata; Mammalia; Carnivora; Felidae. The record is from RefSeq and is a predicted model, not a curated record. Bases 1 to 369 code for a protein of 122 amino acids. Gene Ontology annotation, cellular component: nucleosome. Gene Ontology annotation, biological process: nucleosome assembly. Gene Ontology annotation, molecular function: structural constituent of chromatin; protein heterodimerization activity; DNA binding.